AGUACAUUAAAUGAAUUGAAAAACCUCUUCUAAAUUCUCUAUUCGGGCGAAGCAUAAUAUAUUGCGGUACCAAGUAUGAAGUACUUCGUAUGAUUUAUGCGUGCAUUUAUGGAUACUCAUAAUUAUCAAAGCAGCUCAAUAAAUCCAUCAUCUUCAUCCCCUAGUAAUUAAAGCACUACUACUACGAUUCUCCGAAGUAUAGAGCUAGUCCUAAAAAUUAAACCCCCCACCAGGCCAUUCUCAUUCACUCAUUCACUUCCAUAUUACAAGUUUCAAUUCUCAUUCAGUCUUCAGUUUUCCAGCCUUCCAAAUUUCGUCAAUUAAUUUGGCUUGAUCGAAUGGAGAUGUCAACAAUAAUGUUCUACUGGUUCCUUCUUUGUGCUGCUCUGAUUGUUGACCCAUCAAAGGCUGACAAAAAUGUUACCAAGACUUUGAUACCGAGCGCCGUUGCUGAAGGAGCCGUGUGUUUGGACGGAAGCCCGCCCGCGUACCAUUACGAUGCAGGCAAAGGUUCCGGUGCACGUAACUGGCUGGUCAUCUGGGAGGAGGAGGGUGGUGUUUAAACAGCACCAUAUACCAAAAUAUGACGAAUGCCAUCGCCGAAAACUGCACUAAGCGUGCCACAACCAAAUUGGGAUCUUCUUUCCUCAUGCCUGAUUUCCUGUUUGAAGGGAUAUUCUCUGAUGAAAAAAAUCAGUCGUAUUUUUACAAUUGGAACCGUGUCGUCGUGGGAUACUGUGAUGGCGGUUCAUUCUCAGGAGAUGUGGAUCAACCCGAUCCAGCAACAAAGCUUUUCUACAGAGGCGCUCGGAUUUACAGAGCUGUCAUGAAUGAGUUAAUGGCCAAAGGCAUGAAAGAUGCCGAAAAUGUGAUCCUGGCCGGAGGUUCCGCCGGUGGAAUAGGUGCCAUGAUCCAUUGCGAUCAUUUUAGAAGCCUAUUUCACCCGGCUGUGAACGUAAAGUGUUAUAUUGAUAGCUCUUUGUUCUUAAAACUGAAGGAUCCCAAGCGUGCCAUGUUUUUCAAGACUAUAUUUGGCACGGUUGUUGAACUACAGCAAAGCGCCAAGGCAUUGCCGGCAGAAUGCACAUCGGAACGAAGGCCAUCAGCGUGCUUCUUUCCAAAAACAUUGGUGAAGUACAUAAAAACACCCAUAUACCUUCUGAAUUCGGCAUUUGAUUCAUAUCAGAUACGAAACAUGUUUUCUGAGGGCUUACACGAUCAGAUAAUGAAUCAUACCGUUACUCCAAGUGAUAUGGAAUUGUUAAAAGAUUUCAGGCAACAGAUAAUAAAGGCGUUGCCUACCCCAUCGCCCACUAAUGGGUACUUGGUAACUUCACAGUUUGGCCAUUCCUUCGGUCUGAAAGGGUUGAAGAAACCCAUGUUUCCCCAAAACAAAACGUCAAAGACAAUGGAGAAGGUGAUGGUCGAGUGGUUCUUUGGUGAAAAAAGUAUCCACAUUAUUGAUCCAAACGAUGAGCCAUUCUGGAAUGCUACAUUAUCUCAUUGAAUGAUUCUAUGGAUUGUUUCAAUUCUCAUCUCUAUUAAGAUUACUUGAUCAAUGUUACAUUAAUUACCUCUGUAGCUACUUUUCUUUUUAAUUAUAGCUUUUUAAAUUUCUCAUCAAUGUUACGUACGAGUUACCUCUUAGUAGCUACUUUAGUUUAUUCAUAUAUUUUGU
This is a messenger RNA of Cuscuta epithymum, 1678 nucleotides long. The record is from the annotation of a GenBank genome assembly. Lineage: Eukaryota; Viridiplantae; Streptophyta; Magnoliopsida; Solanales; Convolvulaceae.